AUGGAUGACCGCAGUUAUGAUGACACUGAACCUACGCCACAGCCGCACUAUUUUCGGCCUCCCCUUCCCUCUCAGCAUCCAACACUGCAAAUGGAACAGAGUCCCAACACAGCAUUGCUGAAUCACCAUAGCAUCUUAUCUUAUGGUGAUAGCAUAGAAGGCCUUGACGUCGUUGACGACGGCAGCAGUCUUCCAACUUUUAAUGACGAGCCACCGUCACCAAUGACUCGGCCUUCUCAAUCUAUGAUGAUGGGGUCCCAUGGAUCAACCACUGCUGCCAAUACACGCUUUGCUCGAACCCAACCGCCAAUUGCUGAAGUCCAUUUUGAAGGAGAAGGAGAAGAAGACAGCACCUAUUACGAUGCCAUGGCAGAGCAAGCCUUGGCUCGUCGCACAAAACGAUCGUUACUUGCCGUACCGGAACCUGACAAGUCGCACAAUACGGAUCGACAUGUCAGCUAUGCAUCUGGAGUUUCUGCAUCCGAAUCGACGAGCGCCUCUAUUGACUUUUCGUCAUCGCUUUCUCAAAUGCAUACACCAUCAACCCCAGGUGCUAGGAGCAUACCGAGCCAUACAGCAAGCCCAGUUGCGCAUUUACCAUCGCCACGAAACCUUUCCCAAUCUCGAUCUCAAUCACCUCAUCAAUCUCGAUCACAAGAUAUAUCCUCUGACGACAUGCUUCGAGUGCACAAAAGUUCACUAGAUACUCUCAUGAAAAUGAAGGAGGAACUCAUGAAGGCGAAUCAAACAAAGGAAGCAUUGCAACGAGAAAAACAAGCAUUGCAAAAAGAACGAGACACCAUUCGCCAAGAGUUUCAGACAUACAAAGCGGAUCAAGGAUACCAACUCCAACAGCUAAAAGUUGAAAAACAGACAUGGGUCAGGGAAAAACGAGAUUUUGAGGUACAGAUACGAACGGCGGAUCGAUUAAAGAAGGACAAUAUGCAUCGACGAUUGGCGGCCGACAAUCAAAAGAAAGAGUUCAAGACUCAGUUGGAAGAAUUGCGACUUGAUUUGGGAGAGGCCAAAGCAGAAAAGGAUUUGCUAUCAUCCAAUGUCGAAGCCCUGCAAAAGUCCAAUGAAUCACUGAAAGAACAAAAUGCUGAAUUGUCCAAGGAACUUGAGGAGCAAAAGACAACCAGUGCUAAACUUGUACAUGACUUGAAGAAGCAAGUGCGAGACCAAGAUGAACAAAUAGAGCAUAUUCAAAAGGUUGCCGAAUCCAAAGCUGAAGAAGCUGAAAAUUUCCGCAAGAAACUGACCAAAUACGCAGCUGCUCUCAAGGAAGCCCAGAAAAAUCUCAAAAAGCCAACACUCAAGAAUCCUCCGAGCUAUUCCACGGAUGGUCAACAAGAAGAGGGUUUGGAUAAGUCGGUCACCAACCGAUUGGCCAAGAUGCGAGAUUCAGCCGAAAGGGCGCACAUGAUCCGACUGCACAAACGUGAGCUGGCUCGUCUCAAGAUGGAUAAGGAUGUUCAGAUCCAAAAAAUUGUAGCAGAACAUGAAGAUGUCCUGCGAAAGGUCACCAAGGAUUCUACCGCCAAACUAAAUGCCAAGAUGGAAGAAUUGAGAACUUCCCUCAGGGAAGAGUAUGACAGCAAGUUCUCCAACAUGGAGAAACAUCACAAUGACAAGUUUGGUGCUUUGCAACAAGAAUAUCUGCGCAGUCAAGAAGACUCUGACGAGGCUCUCCAAGUUGCUCUUGGUAAGGUCUCAGAGGCCUCCAAAGAAUACGAAAAGGAAGCCGCUCGACGAGAAGGUGCCCAAAAGACUUUGGAUCAAUUGAGGAAAAAGUUGACCACGGAGAAACGCAUGGUCGCCGAGAAAUACGAGAAAGAACUGCAACAACAUCGUGUGCAAUGGGAACAAGAGCGAGAAACCUUACUUGCUGUUGUUCAGAAAGACUGCAACAAUGCUUUUGAGACUCAUCGAAAGGGUUUUACAGUGAAUAAGUCACUGAACAAAUCACUAGAGUCCCAGCGACGAAGCCCAACAUCGACUCUUCACACCUUCUUUCCGCCUACUAUCAGUGUCGAUGCGGAUGAUGGAUCUUAUGUUCGAUCUGUUACUGGAAGUGUUCGAUCUCUCACAGGACACGUCCAAGUGAUUUCGCCAUCCGAGAGUGACCUCGAGAGCGAUUUGAAGUAUACCGAGGACCUGAUUGCAGGCCUAUUGUAA
Molecule: messenger RNA, 2178 nt
Organism: Cylindrotheca closterium
Lineage: Eukaryota; Bacillariophyta; Bacillariophyceae; Bacillariales; Bacillariaceae
Source: the annotation of a GenBank genome assembly